Molecule: messenger RNA, 1469 nt
Organism: Vigna radiata var. radiata (mung bean)
Lineage: Eukaryota; Viridiplantae; Streptophyta; Magnoliopsida; Fabales; Fabaceae
Product: chitinase domain-containing protein 1
Exons: 8
Coding region: 49-1326 (425 amino acids)
Biological process (GO): carbohydrate metabolic process
Cellular component (GO): extracellular region
Molecular function (GO): oligosaccharide binding; chitin binding
Source: RefSeq, a predicted model, not a curated record
GAAGCGUUACGGUGUCGUUUGCUGUGUUAGAAAACCUAGACGGAGGAGAUGGCGAAGAAGCGAUCAGCGCCGGUAGGCGGUCGUCGGGAAAACCGAGUGGAACCGCCUCCCCCACAGGUCAACUCAGCUUCCGGUCGCAGAAAUCUCAUUCUCUUCUUCAUCACAUCGUCCAUUAUUGCUACCGUCGCUUACCGGUUCAGACAAUCUUCUCCUCCGCAAUACCAAGAAUCUUACGUGUAUGAGCAAGGCCUUGUCACAAUCCAUGCUAAUUACCAGGAUGUACUCACCGAAAAUUCCAAAGUAUCAGAAAAUACCUCUCAGCGCCAUUAUAAUUAUCCUGUGCUUGGCUACAUUACUCCCUGGAAUUCUCGAGGUUAUGAAUUGGCAAAAAGGUUCAACUCUAAAUUCACACAUAUAUCACCCGUUUGGUAUGAUCUAAAGAGCCAACAGACUAGCUUAGUUCUAGAGGGGAGACAUAAUGCUGACAGAGGAUGGAUCUCAGAGCUUAGAAAGUCAGGAGAAGCUUUGAUUUUGCCUAGAGUUGUUCUGGAAGCAUCGCCAGCUGUGCUGUUGGGGAAGGAAAAACAAAGGAACAAAGCCAUUAAACUUAUAGUAACAGAGUGCAAGGAAAUGGGAUAUGAUGGUAUUGUUUUAGAAUCUUGGUCAAGGUGGGCAGCCUACGGUAUCUUGCAUGACCCAAACAUGCGGAAUUUGGCAUUGCAGUUUGUAAAACAGCUUGGAGAUGCACUGCAUUCUAUAGGCUCAGAGAAAAUUAGUGGCCAGAGGCUGCAGUUGGUCUAUGUUAUAGGUCCACCGUCUUCCGAGAAGCUGCAAGAGCAUGACUUUGGUCCUAAAGAUCUUGAGACAUUAAGUGAAGCUGUAGAUGGAUUCUCGUUAAUGACAUAUGACUUUUCUAAUCCUCAUAAUCCUGGUCCUAAUGCACCUUUGAAAUGGAUUCAAAUUGUUCUGAAGCUGCUUCUUGGUAACUCUGGCAGUAGAGCCCAAAGUCUUGCCCCCAAGAUACUUCUCGGCUUCAACUUCUAUGGAAAUGAUUUCUCCCUUUCAAGAGAUGCAGGUGGUGGUGGAGCUAUUAUUGGGAGAGAUUACCUGGCACUUUUGGAGAAGCAUAGGCCUGAACUGCAGUGGGAUAAGAAUAGUGGGGAACAUUUUUUCAUUUACAAUGACGACAAGGAUAUCAGACACGCGGUAUUCUAUCCAUCUUUGAAGUCAAUUUCUUUGCGGUUAGAAGAGGCUCGUUCAUGGGGAUGUGGCAUCUCGAUCUGGGAAAUUGGCCAAGGUUUGGAUUAUUUUUUUGAUCUUCUGUGAAACCCACGUAAGGGCAUACUUUCAGAAGUUUUAUUUGAGGAAAUUUGCCGUUAGUUCAGAUACAACUUGCAAAGAUACGAUGAUGUCAUAUAAAAAAUGGUUGGGUAGAAUUAUGCUCUAAAAACAUAUUUACUUGUUUUUUA